AUGUCACGUCAGGGGUUCGGGCUGGAUGGACUCAAUUUGGUCGAGGAGGCGCAAAUCGAAGGUGCCAUCCGGGAAGUCAGGCGCAUUGCAGACACAAAUCCCUCCGCUCCAGAAUCCUGGGAACAACGGCUACACAUUGCACGGACGGUCAUCGCAACGCUGGACUCGACAGGGUUCAUGCAGAUGCCCAACAGAAAUACCGACCGGACAUUCGUCGUUGCAUCGUUGCAAAGUCUGGCUUAUCAUGAUGCGGAAGGUGCUGGGGUCCCCGAUGUCGCGGAGUGGUGUAUGAACCAGUGGCUAUCGUUGCUGCAGAGAAACGCUGAAGAUCUUUCUGCCCUCAGGGGUCUGGGUCAAGCGUGGCUAGCUCGAUCUCAAAGCGUUCUCGCACGAAUCCAUCGAACCGAGGGAAGCUCCUCCAGCGGCAGCAGCGGCCGGCCUCAGAGCCUAAGCGAGAGACUGUCAUAUUCGACGGCUGAAGAGUCCAGGGACGCAGAACGGGCAACUGCCGAAGCUGAUGCCAGAGCACACACGCCUGAUUAUGUGGAAGCACGCGGAAUGCUCAUUCCGGCGGUCGACUAUUUCUCUAGGGCUGUCGACGUGGCCGAAAGAGAUGGAGAACUCGCAGGGGAGCUGCUCUCAGAGGUCAGGACGAUUUCCUCCUUGGUCCAUCUAUCCGCCCGGUCUCCACAUGCCAAAUUUGAAACUGAGCGACUGACUUAUAACGGUUUCACUACCUUGCAGGCCGCCGAAGCGAACAUGAGUCUCGGCAACGUCUCAUAUUCCCAUCAGAAUGAGCAAUACUUUCACAGAGCCAUACGGUACCUGCGGCGAGCAUCGCAGAUACCCGGAUUUCGCUUAUCUGCUUACCUACAGAGGUACGGAAGUCUUGUCAUGUAUUCUAGAGUUCGUGACGUUCUUCAACUAACUGCAUACAUAGUUACCUCGAUGAUUUUGGCCGGUUGGUAG
Molecule: messenger RNA, 969 nt
Organism: Fonsecaea multimorphosa CBS 102226
Lineage: Eukaryota; Fungi; Ascomycota; Eurotiomycetes; Chaetothyriales; Herpotrichiellaceae
Exons: 2
Coding region: 1-969 (322 amino acids)
Source: RefSeq, a predicted model, not a curated record